AUGACUGGCCCCAAACCCCUAACCAAGAUCGAGGGCGAUUGCUCCACUAUCCACAGCAAUACCCUCUACGUCUAUUCGCCGACUGGCUUUGCAUCAAUACCUCUCAAGGAGAAUGGGGACUGGAAGCUACUCCCAUCCCCAGAGCGCAUGGUUACUGGCCCUGCCUGCGUCCAGGGUGGAGCGGGCGAAGACGAGGCAUUUUAUCUGGUCGGCGGGACCGGCUCCGACGGCAACAGCGGCCUCCAACGCUUUUCGUUCAGUACACAGAAGUGGGAGACAUUGCCCAUGAGAUCAGCGGAUAUGAAAGAUCGGACUGGACAUGGCGCGGGAUACAUUCCCUCAACUUCGCAAAUAUUGGUUUACGCAGGAAACACAGAUGGCAGCACACAGAUCUCUCAAUCGACACUCCUCAUUUCCACAAAAUCGCCCUUCGACAUCGAGUCUGGGGUCCCCCAGGGCGAACCCGCGUUAUAUGAGCCCAUCAUCUUGCCUUGGAGUUCUUCCGAGGUAGCCUUGAUUGGAGGCUCCGCCACGAAUACUGCUAUCUUCGUCUAUCAAACCGCGAAUAAGCAAGGCUGGACCAUCUCAGAGGCGACUCUUCCCUCUGCAAUCCAAUCCAAUUCUCUAUGCGCGCUCGCCUCCGAUUCUGGGACUAAGGUCCUUGAAGAAUUUAACAUGGUCGCCUCCCCAAAUAGUGUCACUAGCUACCUCCUUAGCUCGAAAGGAAAGGUGCAGAAUCCGGUCACAGCCAUUCCAUCUUUGGAAAAGAGGGGUCUCACCGAUUCUUACAACGACACAUUCGCACCGACAGCAUCCUGGACUGAUUAUACGCUCGCCCAGGGUGACGGCUUGGUAGUUCUCGCCAGCGGCCGAAGUAACGACUCAUUGGCAAUCUUCAACCAGACUUCCAACGCAUGGGUCAACUCAACAGAGCUGUUCCUUGGAAAGGGAGAUCAGCAUGUCCUCAAACCAUCCACCACAUCAUUCACAUCGUCUACCCCGACAUCGACCUCAUCAUCCACAUCCACAUCUACAUCGACCGCGGCCUCAACUACGCCCACUUCGUCAUCUCCAGUUGCGGCUGUAGCUGGCGGCUUGACUGAUCAUGGCAAAAUGAUUCUUGGCGCAACUCUCGGGAGUAUCCUAGGGUUUGGCUUGAUCCUGCUCAUCAUUCUUUUCCUACUGCGACGCGCGAAGAAGAAGCAACAGACAGCCCAACCCGGUCGCGGGGGCGAUACCAAAGACCGCCUAAGCUUCCAGGACCAGGGCAUAGAGCCCCUGACCGAAGGCGCUUACCCAAUGGCAAGAUCUCCUGUCCCACUCGCGGCCGCUUCGACCGACUCAUUGGCUAUCAUGUCCGGAACCUACAGAGAGAAAUCCCUCAAGCCACCUGUUAACACGGGCUAUGGAUUGUCUCAGCCCAAGGCCAGCAGUCCGCUCUCCACAAUUCCCUCCAGCGGUGCCAUGGGCGCAUCAAGCGUAUACACCGACGACACCAAUCGGGCUGGCGAUGACACCGGGCAUGGGAACCAGGCUGCUGACCGAUUGACCGACGAAGGAUGGGGGAAGUACUUUGAGGACGGCGGUGCCACUAACUUCCAAUCCGACCGCUCGACUGUCAGUUCCGCAUACACCAAGUCCGACUAUCGCGGAAGCGGCUGGCCGAUGACUACAUUGACACCAUUAAAUUUCGGCUUCCUCGACCAGCCCAAGCCACUUGGUCACGUUCUCAGCGGCAGCCCGACCACGGAAAACGGCCCGUCUGAGACGGGCAGUCGAAGUCUGAUAAUCCCGGAGAGCCAAUCGGCACGAAUCUCCAGUGCGGAUUCAAUCAGUAUCGCCUCAGACGACGACCGCGAUGAUUCAAAAUGGCAAGGUGCAGGCCAGAGCAGCUGGCUUGGACGGCCCCCAAGCAGCAACUACACUACCAGCUUCUACCAGACGAGCACGCAAGACAUGCCCUGGGAAUCAUCGAACGGAAGCCUCGCAGACAAAGGAAGACAGUCCAAUGCACGAAGAUCCAGCGUCAUCAUACCACAUGACAUCGACGAACUUCCGGUGCAAGGACAGCAGAACAAUACCAAUUCAGAUAUGAGCUGGCUCAAUCUCAAGGCUGACCGUUAA
Molecule: messenger RNA, 2124 nt
Organism: Penicillium mononematosum
Lineage: Eukaryota; Fungi; Ascomycota; Eurotiomycetes; Eurotiales; Aspergillaceae
Exons: 1
Coding region: 1-2124 (707 amino acids)
Molecular function (GO): protein binding
Source: RefSeq, a predicted model, not a curated record